AUGUCGGUCGAACCGAGGGCAACCAACACACCGGGAAGAGGAGACCCGAAACCGACCACGGACCUCGAUUUUUGGGAAUUGAAUUUGAGAGAAAAAAAAACGGAGGGCGGCGAGCCUUGGAGGCCGGCGAAAGAGCGCCGCGAAAGCGGAGCGCCCGCCAGACAGUCGCCAGUUCGACUGGUCGAUGGUGGGUCUUUCGACGUGCUUUCCACCUCGCUUCCGACUGCUUUUUUUCGCCCAAAAAAUUUUUGCUACGUUUCUACCUAAAAUUUCCUGGUAAAAGCCCGAUUUUCGAAGGGAAACGAUUGGUUUGGCCUCGAAAAUCGACCGAAAUCGAGCUGAAACAUUGGUCUUGCGACCUCAUUUCGUUUCGAAAAACAUUCAAAAUCAACUGAAGCAGUUAUCAUUCACGUUGGGAGCGUUUGCGUCGUGGCAAGGUUUUGUUUUGAAUAUCGUCGGCUACAAAACAAGCUGUAUAUAGGUAAGGAUAACUAACGAGGUUAAUAUAGAUAGGCUUAAAUAUUAGCAAGCUUGAUUUGGAUGAGUUUUAGUAUUAUUAAAGUCAUGUAGAUAAACUUGAUCAUUCUAUAAGUUUAAUUAAGGUAAGAUUGAGUAUACUUGGUCUAUAUAAAGUACAAUAAAAUUACUAUGGGUACCCAUCGGGCUAUUUUGGGCUUGGGGGCGGAAGGAGGGAGGGAAAAAAAGCAGGCCAGGCCCGUUUUUUUAUUUUGCUCAAGCCCGGAUCGUUCCCUAUGUCUAGAACUACCCGUCCAUAACUGGCAGUGCAUGAUCAUUCACGAUCAAUUAUGUAACAUGGCCAUUACCGGUCGAUUUUGGCCGAAUGCGUCGAUUUGACCUUAUAAUCUGCCUUUCAGUCGAUUAAAACAGUAUUUUUUCUAAUUUUAUCUUUUUAUAAUAAAAAAAAUGUUCUUAUUAACAAAACUUGGCCUUCUGCACAGAUUUUCCAUGUUUUUUUUAAACCAAUUUUUGUGCGGAAAAAGAGCUUUUUUUGGUCGAUUCCUAUAGGUCUCCACAAUGCGUUAUAUCAAUCUCAGGUCUCCGGAUUUGGUAAAUUUAUCUUUGUUUUUGUUGUUUAUAAGUUUAUUACGUAUUUAUUUGAAUGUAACACUUAUAUCUUUAUUUUUUUAUAGUUAAAAUAAAGUUUAGGUAUUAAUUUUAAAAUUACAUAUUUUUAAAAUAUUUUCUUCAUUUUUCUCUAAGCUUUAGGUAUCAUUUGCAAAAUUUAGGUAUCAUUUGCAAAAAUUAUAGAUUUCACAUCAAAAACUUCAGCUUCGUUCUUAUAUUUUAGGUAACAAUAAUUUUAUUCUUUUGUAACAAUGAUCAUAUUUUUCUAUUUUAGUUAACAAAACAUUUGCUCUUCUAUUUUAGGUAACAAUGCCAGCGUUAUCACCAAAGCUGAACGGAGGAGUUCAAAAAGCUCGAACAAAAACUCAUCUACCGUUUAUAAAAUCAUAUUAUGA
This is a messenger RNA of Bursaphelenchus okinawaensis, 1481 nucleotides long. Lineage: Eukaryota; Metazoa; Nematoda; Chromadorea; Rhabditida; Aphelenchoididae. The record is from the annotation of a GenBank genome assembly.